UGGCCUCCCGCGGCCCCCUCGCAGCCUGAGAAAUGAGGCCAAGCCCCGCCCUUUAACAGGCUGACUAUAGGAGGGUCCAUUGUUAUUGAAAUGAGCUGAACAGAAGGAGGAGAGGAAGAUCAGGCAGAGCUGAGGAGCUCCACAUUGCACACACAGGGUGGCUGUGGGGUAAAACUUCUCACCACGCGUACACGCUUGGGCUUGGGGUCGGACUGCUGGAGCUGCUGGACUCAGCUGUGGGCUGCUGAUGGAGAGUCUGGUGAACACAUCUGUUUUCUGAACACUUAUCCUGUAAAAUAGCCGAAAUUUGGUGUGUUCUACAGAGCGCUGAGUCAAUUGCAGGGACAACUGGUUCCGGUCUGUUUCCAGUGAGGUUUACCUGCUGAGAAAGAGAGAGAGAGGGAGAGAACAUGAGCCAGGCGGAUGUGAGCUGCUCGGCGCGUCAGCGCGUCUUCCAGGAGGCCCUGCGUAAAGGCAACACUGCCGAACUGCACUCUCUGCUCCGUGGCAUGACCAACUGCGAGUUCAACGUCAACUCGUUUGGCCCCGAGGGCCAGACGGCACUGCAUCAGUCCGUCAUCGAUGGGAACCUCGAGCUCGUCAAGUUGCUGGUGAAGUUCGGUGCCGACGUGCGUUUGGCCAACCGGGACGGCUGGAGCGCGCUGCACAUGGCGGCUUUCGGCGGCCACCAGGACAUCGCACUCUACCUCAUCACGAGGGCCAAGUACUCAUCUGGAGCACUCUGAGGAACAAACAAGCAGAAGCAGAGAGAGAGAGAGAGAGAGAGAAAGAAAGAACCGGACAUUAAUAAAGCAGGUUUCCCUUCAACCUGGUCCUGGAGUCAAGCCCUCAUCUAGAGCCUGCACGAUAUAUUGCUUGUUCAUUGUUAUUGCGAUAAUAGCUCUUGCGAUACUUGCAUCACAAUCUGGCCACAUUGGCUCGUCCUGUUCUUUCGACUGAUCUCAGUAAAAAUCCCAUCCACUCCAUGUAUUAUAAAAUAUCAGAUACAAGACAAUAACCAAACGACAGUCAUUUAGGGAUUGUAAAUAUAUAUUAUUUACCAGCGUAAGGUCGGUCCGUAUCGUGAAAUACCGUGACCAAGGUCUACUGUUUUCAAGACCUCAGUCACGGUAUUUCACGAUACAGACCGGCCUUAAGCUGGUAAAUAGUAUAUAAAUUUUUUUCUUUCCCAAAUUCUUACAGAAAAUGAGAGCGCCCGAAAGAGAAACCUGCUAUUCGGCUUUCUCCUGAAAUGUUUUCUUUUAUUUCGUCUUCAUCAGGGUAGUAAAACUCGCUUUCGUUGUGAACACUGUCGUUAUCGCUGUCCAUGCUGUAAAAUUAAUGCUAUUCUCCUGAGAAAUGCGAAAAUAAAUGUUGACAAAAAAUUGCUACAACGUUUGUUGUUGUUGUGAACAACCAAGUCGCCAAAGGUCCAUAACCGGGGUCCGGAUCGUAGGAUUCCGGACCGCUCACGAGCCAAUCAGAGCGUACGAUUUGAUGGAAACCGGACCGCGAAAAAAAUAAUUAUUCAUAAUCAACAGAUCACUCUAAGCUAUAGCAGGUGCUUACUUUCAUCGGAGCAUGAUUUCCAACUGCAGCACUGAAAAGAACCCUUGAGAAAAUCACAACAUUCUUAGUGUGUUAUAAGCACUCUUGGAACACAAGUCUGUAAAACCAUGCUACGUCAGUGGUUGUGUGCUUUUUUUUUUUUUUGAUGUAUUGCAAUCACAAAAUGUAGCAAUAGCCCUUUUCAUGCAGCCCUACUCUGCCCAUUUUUGUGUUCUCCCUGCUCUUCUGCACUCAUUUUAACCUCAUUAGGGCUUAUUCAAUAGCUGGUGAGUUGAGUCGGGUAUGGAUAAACACCAAAAUGUGCAGUUCCCAAGGACUCCAGGACCAGGAUUGUGAAACGCUGCCUUAAGCCUAUCGCAUUCGACCACUUUUUGUGCCAAAGUCAAAGACUAAUUGUUGGUGAUAUAUGAGUGUGGCACGGAUUCAAGUCCAAAAUGCAGAUGGUGUUGGGUUGGUACAAUGUCAAAGAUGUGGCUUGUGAACAAUGAAUACAGUUUAUAUUCUACAUUUAAUCAGUGCAUGAUUAUAGAUUACCUUCUGAAUAUAUUCUACUCACAGAUUGCUGACACUGAGAUACAAUGACAUAGCUGGAUUGAUAUAUUCAUGUUACAGGUUCUUUGCUUUUUUUUUUAAAUUACAGGAAUGGUUAUUAGCUGAUUUGAUGCAUAUAGGGUUAUGACUUACAGAUUCUUACCUCAAAAUUGGUGUGGCGACGUUCACACAGUAAAAGAUUCAGGAUCUCCAGCGAAAUAUGCAUUUGUUCCAUGGAUUUUAAAGAGCAGUUGUUGUACAUGGAAGCCUCAGCUUGUAAAAACACUAUUGAUUUCCAAUUUCUAUGAACAUUCCCCCCCCAACUUGAACGCAGUGUAAACACAAUUAUAUUAAUGUCAUUGAAAUUUUCACCAAUAGGCUCAAGCUACCUAAUUGUGAAAUGAGGAAUGGCCGGGUGUUUUUUAAUAAAGGCCAAGCCUGUCACCAUUAUUGUUUUAAGCUAUAGUCAUUUUAAACGUUGGCUGCUCACUCACUGUAGCUUAUUAGUUUCAACCUUAAGAAACUGAGCAGAUUCACAGAAUCAUGUUGUAUUACACACGUCUAUACAAUGCACUGCAUAUUGAAGUACAUAAUCCUGUUUUUUUUUUCUUGCCCAGUUUAAUUUCCAAUGCUGGAAAACUUUUGAGUUUAGAGGGUUGUGGGAAAACACUGAUGAAGUAUCAUUCAAAGCCAGUAUAGAAAUAUGCAUCAUUUAUACUUGAGAAUGUUUUAAACUAUUGCACUGAUGGCUGUUUUAUGAACAGUUGGGGUCACAACCAACUUUGAAAGAUACUAUUUUUCUAAAUGGAAAAAAAAUCAUAUUGUAUGGAAGCUCCAUGGUAGAUUAGUCUUCUCUCACUCUUGGCAAAGACAUUUAAAUGUUUGUAGAUGUUGAUUUUAGAACUUUGUAAAGCGCUUUACUUGGUGUUCCUCCUUGCACAAUAUCAAACACUGGUCACAGAAACGUGACGUUUUAAUAUCUGAGCAAUUUCAUCACUCAAGGUUAUGUUAAUUUCUUUUCAUGGAAGAACAUUCAGGUAAAGUGUUCAGUAAUUCUUGGAGCACUUCUUCACAGAAGUCCCGUCCUCCUCUUUUUAAGGGGGGCGUUACAUGGUAAAAUCGGUGUAGCGCAAUGUUACACAAUGCACAAGUCUUUACUUGAGAAUGCCAUAACAUUUAUGACAUGAGAGUAAAAAAAAAAAAAAAUACCAUCCUUGGUUGAGAUAAAUGUCAAAUGACUGUGAUUUUAUUGGACCAACUUUUUGGAAUUCUUAUUUUCUGCAAAGAGAAGUUCAGAAAAAGAGACCAAACCACUGAUCUCUUAUGCUUUUGUGAAUUGUUGAUAUGUUGUUUUAUAUCUGUCUAGAGGGUUUGUUCUUAAUGUUUUAAAUGGUGUAAGUGCUCAUAUUUUGAAAGAUAUUACAUGUUGAAUUUG
Molecule: messenger RNA, 3535 nt
Organism: Neoarius graeffei (lesser salmon catfish)
Lineage: Eukaryota; Metazoa; Chordata; Actinopteri; Siluriformes; Ariidae
Gene: nrarpb
Product: NOTCH regulated ankyrin repeat protein b
Exons: 2
Coding region: 411-746 (111 amino acids)
Cellular component (GO): cytoplasm
Molecular function (GO): phosphatase regulator activity; protein binding; enzyme inhibitor activity
Source: RefSeq, a predicted model, not a curated record